UGCUGAGCAGAGGUGUACUUUGUGUCUAUGUUGGGGGGGUCUGCGACAUAACAAGUUUGAGAGCCCAUACCACCGUAUCCAGCGCUGUCCGCCCCCGACAUUAACCCUGCUAUUUCGAGAAACUUCCAGCCCCUUUUUUCCACGUCACUUGAAGGAAUCUUUAAAGCGUCCGUCGCCUGUAUAAAAUGUCUCAGUACUCGACAGCCAGCAACAUGAACGGCAUGAAGACUCAGUCACCGAUCCCGACGAUGGCAAAUAACGACAACGACCCGCUCCCCCUCGGCUGGGAAGUAAAAAUUGACCCUCAGACAGGAUGGCCCUUCUUCGUGGAUCACAACAACCGCACGACAACCUGGAAUGACCCGAGACACGACACGAAAAAGGUCAGAGAAGUGUCAGCAAAUGGACCCAACAUACCACCAGAACCAAGCCCUCAGGAGACUCAGAAGACCUUUGUGAGGGAGAUGAAGCACCCUAUUCUUCGCCCGGGUUAUGUUCCCAUCCCAGUUUUCCAUGAGGGUGCAGAACUGAGGCAGCAGCAGCAUCCAUGUUAUUCCUACAUCCAGCCAACCACUGCACAGAACAUCCGGACAGACGGGCGAACACCUUCCCCGACACCAGGGCUCCACUGCAGGCCUAGAUCACCUUUACAUGGGCCUUCAGACAGCUGCUCCAAUGAUCCUGUAAAGGUUGGCUCACCUGUUUCACAAACAGCAGAGGUUUAUACUGCCCCGCAUCACCAACCCCCACGGACCGGCAGCACUGGUCUUCAAGCAGGUUAUAUCCCUAUCCCGGUGAUCCAUGAGGGUGGAGGAGGCCAAACACAAACACAGGCUCAGUUAAAUCCCUCUGUGUACUCUCAGCGCGUCCCCUACUCAGAGCAGCAGCAGCCCUUCCAUCGCCUUCAGACAGACGAGCGGCCUGGCUACUCUGCAGCAAUGCAGCCUCCCCGGGAAAGGGCUUCUCCGAUACUGUUUCCCCAGCAUCGCGAUGCUGCUUCUAUUCACCUCCCACCUCAUAUAAGAAGCCAGUCACCUAUUAUAACGCAGGUGUUUGGAGAAAGACCACAGGCUCAGCAGCAUGUUCUCACCAGAGACCCACCCCAGAAAUUGGAGCAGGAACAACAAAGCACGCAGCAGAAACCCGAAAACACGCAGCUCCCCCAGCCCAUGCAAACAGAAGCUGACAUCCAAAAGCCUCAACAACCUCAACACUUCCAACAGCCUCCACCUCAGCAGCCUCAGCAGUUCCAGCAGCCUCAGCAGUUCCAGCAGCCUCAGCAGUACCAGCAGCCUCAGCCUCAGCAGUACCAGCAGCCUCAGCAGUACCAGCAGCCACAGCAGUUCCAGCAGCCACAGCAGUACCAGCAGCCACUGCAGUUCCAGCCGGCACCACCUCAGACGUCUCCUCAGCCUCAGCAGCAUGAACAGUUAAUGCACUCGCAGCAACAGUUCCAGCUUCCCCAGAAACCAGAGCAACCACAGCAACAUACGGCAGAUAUCACAGUUCAAAUACCUCCAAAACCAGAAGCCCAGGACAUGACAGGUGUUUCCCCAGAGGUCCAGUCUGUAAAGGUAGAGGCUGAGCAGGCUGCUCAAUGCCCAAUCCACCCAGGCUUGGCUAAGGUACAGCAGAUAGUCGAACGGGUUGCUAAACUGGAGCAGGAGGUGAAAUGGUUUGAUGGAAAGAAGAAUGAUAAGAAGUACUUGUUACUUGAGGAAUUGCUGACCAAAGAGCUCUUAGCACUGGACUCGGUUGACCCAGAGGGUCGUGCAGAUGUACGGCAGGCAAGACGGGAUGGAGUCCGUCGUGUUCAGACCAUACUGGAAGAACUGGAGCAACUGGAGGAGCAGCCGUCCAAGCCUGCCAGCGACACCGCAAUGGAGGGAGACAACCUGACCCAGAAAGGAGAACCCGGCGUGAUCACCGAGGAGAAUGUUGAGAUGGCAAAUGAGAUAUCAUAAUGACUGCACACUUCAUAAUCAAGAGGAGAGAAAGAUUUACCUGCUGUAUAUUUGAUAGUGAACAAGUCUGCCCCGGCUAACUCUCCUCCUCCUCUAUCCACAGCAUUUGUCGAAGUUGCAUGUAUUAACAGUGUUGGUAUUUCCUGCCAUUCAGCACAUAAUUGAUGGUAUCUCAGUGCAGUCAUGUUUUUCAAGCCGAUGUUGUUGCCUUCUAUGUUGUGCCAAUGUCUUCAUAAUAAGACAGCUGUCAUGAUCAAGGUGUUGACAACAAUUUCUAGUCAAAUUAAAGUUUGAAUAAGAGGCCUUUAUCAAUAAAUGGAAGAAAACUAGAGCUAUUUUCUUAAAUAUGUUAUGUAUAGUUGCCUUUUGUCUUGAUCAAAUAUUGUAUGGAGCUUUUCUUAAUCCAGUCAGCUCGUCAGUUAGUACAUAAGUACAAACAUUGGGCUUUAAAGCAGAACUCACAGCAAAUCUCAGUCAACAGAAAAGCAUUUUCCCCUUUAUGGCCACAAAAACCAUGUUGGAGCUGCUUUGUCACAGAACACAGUGAAUAUGUUUAUUAGAUGCUGCUUUUUGGUGCAUUACUGAUUUUGCCAUCUUUGCACUUUGCUAUCUUGGAAAUGUAUCAUGCUGAAGGUUCAGCAGCACUUCAUUUGAAAUAUAUCAGCUACACAAGUUUUGAUUGAUGUGUUUGAGUGUUUGUAUGUGCAAUGGUUUACUUGUUAUUUCAAAACAUUAUAUCAGUAUUUAUAUCAUUAUAUAGUAUUUUGGUACAUUUAUGAAUGUGUAAUAACAAAUGGAGGUGGAGAUGGUGUAUCUUACUUGAGAUGUGAGACAAUCAGCACUCAGUGCCAAUUAGGAAUCACAGUUUAAGAUUGUCAGAAUGUCCUUGUAUAACUACCAAAGCCACAGUCUGUAAUAACACUAACACAAAAAUGGCCUGAAAGCCUUAAAAAUGCCAACUGUGAGAAAAUGCCCAAUUCAUAAACAGAUGAAGAAACUUCAAUCUGUCAUUUACAAUUUUUCAAAGUUACUUGUCUGAUUACUCUCAUUGUUUGUGUCGUAAUUUAUCACUGUAAUACGAUCAUAAGCCAUCUGUAAGGUAGGGUCACUACCUAACAGAACUUUGAAAAUUAUGGAUUGUGGCUUAGUGUUGAUCACAGUUUAUGAGUAGCAGGCUGAUGCAUUGUUGAAAGCAAGUCAAUCUUGUUGGUAUGGUUGAAAAUAAAAUGUAUUUGACAUGGAGUUUGCCUAAUAUUUGGGUUCCCAUAUUUUCUGCAAAGUCUUGAAACUAAUUUAUUUAUUUUUUAUUAUUAUAGCCCGGUAGUAUUCUAUUUUCUACCUAUUCUGAGUUACUAUUGGCUCUUUAUUAU
Messenger RNA from Xiphias gladius (swordfish), 3334 nucleotides. It is a transcript of the gene bag3, whose product is annotated as BCL2 associated athanogene 3. Gene Ontology annotation, biological process: protein stabilization; muscle cell cellular homeostasis; negative regulation of striated muscle cell apoptotic process. The coding region runs from base 186 to 1964 and encodes 592 amino acids. NCBI's taxonomy places the organism in Eukaryota, Metazoa, Chordata, Actinopteri, Istiophoriformes, Xiphiidae. The transcript is spliced from 4 exons. Gene Ontology annotation, molecular function: adenyl-nucleotide exchange factor activity; protein-folding chaperone binding. The record is from RefSeq and is a predicted model, not a curated record. Gene Ontology annotation, cellular component: membrane; cytosol; cytoplasm.